Lecanosticta acicola is the source of this 366-nucleotide messenger RNA. Lineage: Eukaryota; Fungi; Ascomycota; Dothideomycetes; Mycosphaerellales; Mycosphaerellaceae. The record is from the annotation of a GenBank genome assembly.
AUGGCUUCGUCUCCCAUCAUCAUCCAGAUCCUAGACAAGCCCGAACACGACGGAAUCGUAGCGCAAUCCAAGGACAUGCCGACAGUAAUCUACGUCUCGAAUUCCGUCUUGCCGGCGUGCAAGGCCUUCGGUCCGAAGUUUCACGCACUGGUCGAGCAAUGGUCGCCGAGGGGGAUUCGCUUCUGCCAGUUGGAAUUCACCGACAAGACGUCGAUGAUGUUCAAAUUCGCGCCGAACCAAUUGCCCGUGACCGUCUUCAUGGUCCAUGAUAACUGGUGUAAGACGGUGAUGGGCGCGGAUGCGGCAGCCAUGGAGAUUGCUCUGGGCGAGCUGCUGGAGCAGGAUAAGAAGGCGGUCCAAUCUUAG